AGACCUGAUCUAAAUAAUGCAGUUAAGCCCGACCGCAAGGAACCUGCCGCAAGGAAAAUGAUAAGAACAAGUAUUAUUGGGGACUUGUUGUCAUUGUUGUUCUACUUUUUGUGGUGUUGCAUUAUUUUUGGAAAAAGAACUCCUCCAUGUCCAUUGUGCCCAUGCCACAGCAGGACAUAGAACUAAGCAACAGCCCAUCAGCAGGCACACCUUCAUCAAAAGCAGAGAAAAACAAACAUAUUGUAAUAAUUUAUGCAAACUGUAAGGAAACUACAAGAAAAUUGAUUGGUAAACUGAUAAAGGGUUUUGAAUCUACUCUCAAAGACUGCACUGUAUCUGACUACACGAAGAUUGGAAGCUUACUUGAGCGAGAUAUACAUUGGCUUUACACGGGCAAUACGUUUGAUAAGGCGAUGGUGCUUCUCUCUCCAGAAGUAUCAUCUUUACUGCAAUGUAAUGCAGAAAACAUUGCUCACGAUUUUUAUAGCAGGUUUGUGUAUCACUUCUUCACAAAAUACUUGCUAGAUCCUCACUCCAAAGACAAAAUUAUAUUUAUCAGUUUUGAAAAAGAACCUUGCUUGGAUUUAAACUUUUGUUCCUUCUCUACUGUUUAUGCUCUACCAACAAAGCUGAGAGAUCUUCUACAACUUUUUGACUUGAAAGGUGAUGAUAGUGUAAUAAAAGAGUUUGAAUCAAACUUACGCUAGAAAGACAACAGAACUUAAGUUGGUCCGCAAUUUAUUUGGAUAUUGCCUAUUGGUGCUAUUGACUAGAAAAUUUUUUUUUAAUAAAAAUCUAAGAGAUUAAUAAGUUAAGUUGUAAGUAUAAAGUAGAAUCUCCUUUUGUAUUAUUUUUUUAGGAUUUAAUUGUUUGUUGAAUCUCAUUUUAAUACUCAUGUAACGAAAAGCGUACCUAUAAUGUAAAACUGGGGUUCCCAGUUGAGUUGUUUGUCUAGAAACAAGAAAUAAAAUUUGUACUUCUACACA
Molecule: messenger RNA, 986 nt
Organism: Thrips palmi
Lineage: Eukaryota; Metazoa; Arthropoda; Insecta; Thysanoptera; Thripidae
Exons: 6
Coding region: 147-707 (186 amino acids)
Source: RefSeq, a predicted model, not a curated record